CACAGCUGCCUCAGCUCUCGGCGGUGCAGGCCGGGUGGGGAUUCAGCGGGCCUGCUGGUUCCGUUGGGCUCCGAAACCCUGCUUCUGAAGGGGUGAACACGUGUGCUCGUAGCAGCAGCCAUCAGGGUUCUGCCGGCUCAGCAGGAACGCACUCGGAUGGUGACCCAUGGUUCACCAUCCUGAGCGGACCCACAGCCACACAACAAGGCAGCCGCUGCGAGCCUGCAGUAGCCGGUGGUGUUGGCGAGGUUAGGGUAGACGUGUUUGACGCCCAUGCGGAGACGUUCACUUUCCUGCCCAUGAUGCCGAGGUUCGAGCCUGGGCAGCAGAUGGCAGCUGGAUCUAGGGAGGCCGGCAUGACCCCGGCGGCAAUGCCAGUGGCAACAGCUGGAGGAGGGGCUACAGCAACAUCCGGGGCGUCCGGGGCAUUCAGGGCGACAGCAGUAGCAGCAGCAGCAGCUACGGGGGUGACAGAAGCAACAGCAGCAACAGCAGGGGUUCCAAGAGGUGGCAUGAGGCCAGAGCUGCAGGGGGCAAGGUCGAAGCGGCCGGUGCGGAAGACGUUGUCGCUCAUAGUGUUACCGCCAGGUGAACGUCACCCUGGCCAGGCCGCCACCUCAGCCUCCCAAAUACAAGCGACCACAACCAGCAGCCCACUGCAACCUCCGUUCAUGCCACCUCCGCAGCACCAGCAGCACUCCUCGCUCAGACGCCUCAGUCAGCAGGUCUUCCUAUCGGCCCCGGCCUUACCAACUGACGGUGCAGGCACGACAACAAGCACAAUCGCCAUGCCAGUCGGUGCAUCCACUGCUCCUGCACCGACCUUUCCUUCCCUUGGUAUGGAUGCCGGCGGAAUCCGAUCGGGCCUGCACGACAAUUCCCGCCGCUGCAGCAGCAACUACCACCGCAGCAGCGGCAGCCGUACAUCGCUCAAGGUAUCGCAGCUCACCACUGCACUUCGUUCGCCUGAUUUGACAUCACGUAACUCAGGGGCCAUCAGUCCAGUCUUACAAGCAGUUGCAAGCCCCAAUCUCAGUCGAAAGCACGGUUCCGCUAUGGUUACUGCUACAAGCACUAACAGCACCGCAUCAGGACCAAGGACGGCAAAUGCGGCAUUCGAAGCUAUACCGGCAGCAGCAGGAAUAACCGCAGUAGCAGGAGUUGGAGGCAGGAGUGCGUCUUGCACGACAGUAGUGCCACCCUCUCCGCCCUGUUGGUUGCAGCCGCAGCAGUCGCUCUUGCAGCUGCCGGCGCCACUGAUUCCAUCGACCGUGGUACCUGCGACCAUUAGCAGCGGUGGCGGCGGAAGUGGUGGCGGUGUUCACGGCGUCAACAGCACAGCAGCCAGCAGCGGGGUGGGCUUACAUGCGGUGCUGGGCGGCGGAUGCAACCCGCGGCGCGCGACGCUGAGCAGCAUGCCGGAUAUGGAGCCGCUGGGAGGCGGCUUGCUGACCAGGACUCGAGCCUCGCUACAUGGCAGGUUCUCCAACUUUGGGGGCCCCAGCACCGCCGGAGGAGCGGCGGCAACCCUAGCGGCUCCCACAGCAGCAACUGCAGCAGCAGCUAGCGCCGCCGUUGCUCCUGCAGCUGGCUCAGAUCCAUACAUAGACGGCUGCAGCAGUAGCAACAGGAGCGACCUGCUACUGCCCAACGCCCUGCCGUACGGGGCUGCGUACGGCACCGGUGGUACGGCGGCAGGCCCAUCAAGCACCGCUACUUUGCCCUCCCCUGCAGCCGGAUCUGGACCCAUGGGUCUGUUGCACCUGCCGUUGCCCCAGCAGUUCCUAGGGGGAGAUGCGGGCGCCCUCGGUGGGAUGGCCGGAGGUGGCGGACCUACCAGCGCCGGCGGGGGCCGCCAGGUGUUGGCGCUGCGGCCAACUCUGUUGCUGGAGGCCACUGGCCUGCGUGCCAACUUCACAGCCAAGCAGGCGCGAGACAUGGCCAGUGAGGACGCUGCGGACCCAAUCACGGAAGCCGGUGGCGCCCCCAAGGGUCGAAAUGGUCCCUCGGCAUCACAAGCGGCCACCGGACUGCCGGAUAACGUGGGGCCGCACCGAGCCACAUCAUCGUCUUCAGCCCAUGCCAGCAGGAUGCAAGGCACGAAAGCUCUGGCACCACCUUUCACAGUCGUUAUACGGCAACGUCCAGGAUCAGAUGAGGACAACGACGCCAUCCUGGAGGAAGAGGCAGAUGAGGAGGAAGGGGAAGGGGAAGCUGGAGAAGAGAGCAGCUCGGACUCAACUCGCAUCUUAGGACGCCGUACAGCACGUAACAUGUCCUUCUUGCGG
This is a messenger RNA of Astrephomene gubernaculifera, 2288 nucleotides long. NCBI's taxonomy places the organism in Eukaryota, Viridiplantae, Chlorophyta, Chlorophyceae, Chlamydomonadales, Astrephomenaceae. The record is from the annotation of a GenBank genome assembly.